ACUACUUCUUCCACCCUUGGUCUCUUCCUUUUCAUCAAACAUCAACCCAAGUUUCGCCGACGUUGACGCAAAGUUCAACUGCUCCAUCAUGAAUCCCGAAUACGAUUACCUCUUCAAGCUCCUCCUCAUCGGAGACUCUGGUGUCGGAAAGUCUUGCUUGCUCCUUCGUUUUGCCGAUGAUACCUAUACGGAAAGCUACAUCUCCACUAUCGGGGUCGACUUUAAAAUCCGUACCAUCGAGCUUGAUGGCAAGACGGUGAAACUUCAAAUUUGGGAUACUGCUGGCCAGGAACGUUUCCGGACAAUCACAUCGUCUUAUUACCGUGGUGCUCAUGGUAUCUGUGUCGUCUACGAUGUGACCGACAUGGACUCUUUCAACAACGUGAAGCAGUGGCUUCAAGAAAUCGAUCGCUACGCCACCGAGGGUGUCAACAAGCUGCUCGUGGGUAACAAGAGCGACAUGGAAGACAAAAAGGUGGUUGAGUACACAGUGGCUAAGGAAUUCGCUGAUAGCCUUGGGAUCCCAUUCUUGGAAACCUCGGCGAAGAACGCUUCAAAUGUCGAGCAGGCUUUCUUGACAAUGGCGAGACAAAUCAAGGAGCGUAUGGGCACUGCUACUGUCAACAACAAGCCAACCGUGCAGGUUGGCCAAGGCCAGGGCGUUCAAUCCGGCUCCGCGGGCGGCUGCUGCUAGACAAUUGAUGUUCCUGAUCCCGCGUUGCUAUACGCCAUCUUAGCACGGGGGUGACAAAAGGAGCUACCAGGGAGGCUACCGGCGGCGCCCUGCUGCCGGGCAGUUUUGUUUGAAUGCUAGCAUGAUUUCAACUGUUCUUUGCUAGUGAUGGCCAUAGGGAGUAGUUUUUUCCUGCUUUAGAAGGCCUUCGUUUUGUCUUUAUACAUGGUGCUCUAUGGAUAAUUUCCCCGAACUGUCUUCCCCGGUUCCCUCCCUUUUUCACCCCUGCCGGCCAUCUAUUGUUC
Aspergillus ibericus CBS 121593 is the source of this 978-nucleotide messenger RNA. RefSeq names its product Rab family GTPase YPT1. Lineage: Eukaryota; Fungi; Ascomycota; Eurotiomycetes; Eurotiales; Aspergillaceae. The record is from RefSeq and is a predicted model, not a curated record. Bases 89 to 694 code for a protein of 201 amino acids. The transcript is spliced from 5 exons. Gene Ontology annotation, molecular function: GTP binding; GTPase activity.